GAUGAUGGUACGAUGACAUGCAUGUCAUGUAAACAAUGUUAUUUGCUUGUUUCAAGUUAUUAUUUUGAAAGGUCCAAAAGGUCAUAUCAGCGACAAGUCAUCGAAAUACUUCACUACGGACUGUCUGUGAUCUUAAAACCCCAGCAUGGUGCAAAUCAUCGUCUCAAGUGCCCUAGGUGACAGCCCUGCUGAGUGGUUGCUGCUGGAACUCCAGGGGGAGGUGGUGUCACGUCACAACACCAGUAUGGCAGGGAGCAUCAUGGGAGACUUGCACUAUACCAAAGAGGGCGUUCCCAUCCUCAUCGUGGGCCAUCAUAUCCUCUAUGGGAAGCAGGUGAAGCUGGAGAAACCCUUCGCUGUCCUGAUGAAACGCUCCGGCCUUCCGCAGGGCGGGGAGGUUGCCAUGGAGACCAAUCAGGACAGGCCUACCACGUACACCGUCACCGCCCUCAUCAAGAAGAAGCUGAUCUUCAAGACUCGACCCAAACCCAUUAUUACCAAUGUGCCUAAGAAAGUGUAGCGUAUGGCCUCGGCCAGACAGAGACUGUGGACUCAGGGGAGUCCCAACAAGGUCAGAGGCUGGUGGGUGAACGUUAGAUCUCUGCCAGAUUGUCAGUCUGGACACUUUGGCAGUGCUCUUGACAUCGACCUAGAUGAAGAUGGAUCAAGCAUGAGAUUUCUCCAGUAGCUCCAUUGAGGUCUUCCAUUGUGUGAUUUUUCAGCUGCCCAUACAAGAGAAUGCAAAGUAAAGAGAUGGCCAUGAAAAGCAAUUUUACUACUGGAGGGAGGGGGUGGGGGUGAAAAGCCCUUGAGCAGUAGGAACAGAUUGUUUAAAGCAGCUGAAUUCAGAUAAUAUUUAUUGUUCUUAAAAACAAUGCUUUACAGAUAUCAUAUUGUCUGAAAAAAUAAACACCGUUUGAAUUAAAA
Alosa alosa (allis shad) is the source of this 927-nucleotide messenger RNA. RefSeq names its product CTF8, chromosome transmission fidelity factor 8 homolog (S. cerevisiae) (gene chtf8). The transcript is spliced from 4 exons. The record is from RefSeq and is a predicted model, not a curated record. Gene Ontology annotation, biological process: mitotic sister chromatid cohesion. The coding region runs from base 146 to 520 and encodes 124 amino acids. Lineage: Eukaryota; Metazoa; Chordata; Actinopteri; Clupeiformes; Clupeidae. Gene Ontology annotation, cellular component: Ctf18 RFC-like complex.